This is a messenger RNA of Geodia barretti, 1758 nucleotides long. Lineage: Eukaryota; Metazoa; Porifera; Demospongiae; Tetractinellida; Geodiidae. The record is from the annotation of a GenBank genome assembly.
GCAAACGUCAGCAACUUUCCAGCAAACUCUUCUUCCUCUUGCUCCAGAAAGCAGAGAGGAGACCGUUGGAAGUCUCUCCCUUGCGAGCCAGGGAUGGCCAGCAACGGCACAAAGGGUGGGGUGGUGCUUGAGUGUCACCUACACUCCCGGAGCGAGGGGAGCACCGAAGUCAAGUACCUCUCCCUUGCCUCUCUCCCGGGGACGGUUCUGGAGCUCAAACAACUGGCCCAGGACGAGUUCUCGGUGCCGGCCUGCGCGCAGACGGUGGCGUUCCAGACGGAGGUCCUCACGGACGACGCGGAGCUGGCAUCGCGCCGUCUCAGGAGCGGGGACACCGUGGACAUCUCGUUUCUCUCCCGGGGUGACUGCCGCUCCGUCGAGGAAGUCAAAGCCUGGAUGAAGAAACUCCUGCGGACGUUCGACGACAACUCCCUCUCGGUGGACCAGAGGGACUACCAGGUGGAGGUUGUGGUGUACGACGGGGUCCAGAGCAAUCUCGACUCUACUCUGGGCUACGAUCUGUUUGAGUGGCUCAUCCCCCGAACCAUGGUGAACAAGGCCUACUUUGAGGCCGUGGGUGGCCUCGAUUUGUUACUGCAGCUCUACCAGCGGGUCCUCUCGCGCCCCUGGUCCAGCCUCCGAGUGUACCAGAAGUACCUGGAGAACGUGUGCACGCAGGCGUUUGCCAACUACGGAGAGACAGCCUCGCUGCGGAGGAAGUUGGUGGGGAUGGGUCUGCUGGACCUCUGCUGCAGGUCCCUGCUGCGUGUUCCGAUCCCCUUCAACCAGCCGGUGUCUGAUCCGUCCAGCAAGCCGGCAGAUCAGGAGGUUAACGACUCUCUGUUGAGGGGAGAGCUGGACAAUGCUCUGCAUCUCAUGUGUUGCAUAGCAGAGCUGCCCGAGUGUCAACAGGCCAUAGCGAGCCGAUCAGACGUCAUCUCUCAGACGAUGGCCAUGGCUCUCAGCCCCUCCUACCCGUGUCCAACCAAAGCCCUGGCCUCGGAGGUCUUCCUCUGUCUGGCCCACACCUCCUCCACACACCCGUAUCUCGCCACUGAGCCAGUCAUCUCUGGCAUGCUGAAGGCAAUGGACGACGAGGCUAAGAACCCUGACACCACUCUCAACAGCCUCACUGGACUCAGGUGUUUCACUCUGGUGUGGAUGUCGAUCAUUCUCCUCCACUCGCCGCUCACCUUCCCCCAGAGAAAGCUCCCGCAGAUCACCGACUGCGUGGCUCAGUUCCUAUCAGAGACCACCAUCACCGACAUCCACAAGUACGAGACAGAUAGAGGCACCAUCUGGGCCACCCUCCUCCCCUACGUGAAGCUAUUCUACUUCCCGGCCACCCCGAGUCACCGAGGGAGAGGCAGAGCUGUGGCCGUCCCCACUAGACUCCGCGACGACUGCCUCAGAGUCAUACUCCUCUUCCUCCACUCCAAGAUCUCCAUGGCCAUGUACCACUCCCUCCUACAGCAAGAGGGGCUCCUCGACUUUGUGGUGUGUCUCCCUUGGUACGUCCCGCCCUCCUGUCGGUCCGCUGCCCUGGCGAUGGUCUCGGACCUCCGUACCAGUCUCCCGAGUGUCGGCCCACCGCGGCUCCUCGGUCUCGCCAAGGCACGACUGGCAAAGGAUCGUUUGGGACUCGAGUCAGUUCUAGAGUUAUCUGUCGGAGCCAUUGCAUCGUGCUUUUACACCAUAAAGUGUAGUUGAUGCAUGGAUUUUUGUGUGUUUGUAUGUGUAUUUUUUCACAAGUUUCAA